AUGACAGACCGUAAUAUCUACGGGUACAAUCCCUCCCUACCAGCGGCAGUCAUCUUCAUUGUUCUCUUCGCCGCUACGACCGCUUACCAUGGCUAUCAGCUCACCAAGACGCGAUGCUGGUACUUCAUUCCCUUCGUGGUUGGUGGAAUCUUCCAGGUAAUAGGAUAUAUCUGCCGCGCCGCCUCUCAUGACAAUUUCACCGGCAUUCCCCUAUACGCAAUGCAGACGCUCUUCAUCCUGCUUGCUCCACCAUUAUACGCAGCAUCGAUCUAUAUGAUCCUAGGUCGGACAGUGACCUACCUCCACGCCGAGAGUCUGAGCUUGGUGCCUGUGAAGUGGAUGACGAAGAUCUUCGUGACGGGAGACGUACUCUCGUUUCUGCUGCAAUGUGCUGGCGGUGGUCUCAUGUCCACAGGAAGCUCCAUGCACGAGACCGGCUCAAACGUCACAAUCGGCGGUCUAAUCAUCCAGCUACUCUUCUUCGGCUUCUUCGUUAUUGUCACGACAGUUUUCCACGCCCGUAUCAACCGCCAGCCAACUUCUAAAUCGCAGGCUGAUCGCGAUCUUACCCGCGGUGAUGGCUGGAAAAGACGCAAUUGGGUGACCAUCCUGGUCGGACUGUAUCUUGUCAGCAUCCUGAUCUUGGUGCGGUCUAUUUUCCGCUUGGUGGAAUACAUUCAAGGGUAUGAUGGGUAUAUCAUGACGCAUGAGGUCUUUAUGUACGUCUUUGAUGCGGUCUUGAUGUGGCUCGCCAUGGUAGUCAUGAAUGUGUACCAUCCUGCCGAGAUUUUGGGUGAUGGGAAGGCUAAUGGGGGCUACACGGAUACAAUGGAACUAUAG
This is a messenger RNA of Penicillium bovifimosum, 840 nucleotides long. Its product is annotated as RTA1 domain-containing protein. NCBI's taxonomy places the organism in Eukaryota, Fungi, Ascomycota, Eurotiomycetes, Eurotiales, Aspergillaceae. Gene Ontology annotation, cellular component: membrane. Bases 1 to 840 code for a protein of 279 amino acids. The record is from RefSeq and is a predicted model, not a curated record. The transcript has 3 exons.